This is a messenger RNA of Oncorhynchus tshawytscha (Chinook salmon), 2161 nucleotides long. Its product is annotated as serine/threonine-protein kinase PAK 3. NCBI's taxonomy places the organism in Eukaryota, Metazoa, Chordata, Actinopteri, Salmoniformes, Salmonidae. Gene Ontology annotation, biological process: protein phosphorylation; intracellular signal transduction; regulation of actin cytoskeleton organization. The coding region runs from base 219 to 2024 and encodes 601 amino acids. Gene Ontology annotation, cellular component: cytoplasm. Gene Ontology annotation, molecular function: ATP binding; protein serine/threonine kinase activity. The transcript has 17 exons. The record is from RefSeq and is a predicted model, not a curated record.
UAGGGAACAGUGAGCAGCCAGUGAAGCGUCCAGCCUGCCGAACAAGGCUGAGUUUAGGGUCAGGAACCGGUCUGACAAGAGAAUGGCAAUCCUGCCUGUAAACUGUCAAUAGGACUUAACAGUUAAGGAUGAACCUACCAGAACACUGGAUCCAAAGGCGACACACCGAACAAGAGAAUGUCAAGACAUAUUUCAGGAUACUGUGAGUGUUACUAAAGAUGUCCGAUAGUGUCGAUAUUGAAGAGAAACCGCCAGCCCCUCCCCUGAGAAUGAACAGUAGUUCCCGAGACUCUUCAUCAGUGAAUCACGGCUCCAAACCUCUCCCAAUGGCUCCUGAAGAGAAGAACAAGAAGGUUCGCCUGCGCUCCAUCUUCCCUGGAGGAGACAAGAGUGGACUCCAAUCAAGUUGUAGAAACAUCUCAAGGAUGAUCAAUGGAAACAGGAUGCACCUGAGCUCAAUUUCGAGUCUCAUGGCAAUGGCAAACAAGAAGAAGGAGAAGGAGCGUCCUGAGAUCUCCCUGCCCUCAGACUUUGAGCACACCAUCCAUGUUGGUUUUGACGCUGUUACAGGGGAGUUCACUGGCAUCCCAGAGCAGUGGGCACGCCUCCUUCAGACCUCCAACAUCACCAAACUGGAGCAGAAGAAGAACCCUCAGGCCGUGCUGGACGUGCUCAAGUUCUACGACUCCAAAGAGACGGUCAACAACCAGAAAUACAUGAGUUUCACCUCCGGAGACAAAUCCGCACAUGGAUACAUAGCAGUCAACACUCUGAACCGACUGCUGUCGUCUGGGCCUCCUGUCAGCCAUAGAACCUGCAGCGCAUUAUUUGACAAGGGUGCAAAGACAUCCACAGAGCCCCCGAUAGCGCCCCCUGUGUCAGAGGAGGAGGAGGAGGAGGAGGAAGAAGAGGAGGAGGAUGACGAUGAUGACAAUGAGCUUCCGCCCGUCAUCGCACCUCGACCUGAGCACACUAAAUCUAUAUACACCCGCUCUGUCAUCGAGCCCUUGGCGCCUCCCGCCCCUGUGAAGGAGGUCACAACCCCGCCGGAGUCCCAGGUCUUGCCAGAGAACACAUCCAGCACUCUGUACCGCAACACCGACCGGCAGAAGAAGAAGUCCAAGAUGACAGACGAGGAGAUUCUGGAGCGACUGAGGAGCAUUGUGAGUGUGGGGGACCCCAAAAAGAAGUACACACGCUUUGAGAAAAUAGGACAAGGGGCAUCUGGCACUGUAUACACAGCCAUUGACAUUGCUACUGGCCAGGAGGUGGCCAUCAAGCAGAUGAACCUCCAGCAGCAGCCCAAGAAGGAGCUCAUCAUCAAUGAGAUCCUGGUGAUGAGGGAAAACAAAAACCCCAACAUAGUCAACUACCUGGACAGUUACCUGGUAGGGGAUGAGCUGUGGGUAGUGAUGGAGUACCUGGCUGGAGGCUCACUGACUGAUGUCGUGACUGAGACCUGCAUGGAUGAGGGCCAGAUUGCCGCAGUCUGCAGAGAGUGUCUACAGGCUCUGGACUUUCUGCACUCCAACCAGGUGAUCCACAGAGACAUCAAGAGUGACAACAUCCUGCUGGGCAUGGACGGCUCGGUCAAGCUCACCGACUUCGGGUUCUGUGCCCAGAUCACCCCAGAGCAGAACAAGCGCAGCACCAUGGUGGGCACGCCCUACUGGAUGGCACCCGAGGUGGUGACCCGCAAGGCCUACGGGCCCAAGGUGGACAUCUGGUCCCUGGGUAUCAUGGCCAUAGAGAUGGUGGAGGGUGAACCUCCCUACCUGAAUGAGAACCCUCUCAGAGCGCUGUACCUUAUCGCCACCAACGGGACUCCAGAGCUCCAGAACCCUGAGCGAUUGACCUCCGUGUUCAGAGACUUCCUCAACCGUUGCCUGGAGAUGGACGUGGACCGCAGAGGCUCAGCCAAGGAGCUCCUCCAGCAUUCGUUCCUGAAGUUAGCCAAGCCCCUGUCCAGCCUGAGCCCCCUGAUUGUUGCAGCCAAGGAAGCCAUCAAGAACAGCAGCCGCUAGGAGGCGCUGUGUGUCCACACACAGAGCUGGACCCUGCUCCAUGGGGUUGUGAGACAGGCAGCACAGGGAUAAACAGUAACCAACCCCCCCUGCUGCCUCAUACAGAGGAUGGACAGCUGGCCUACAGGGCCUCUCAG